AUGGGCUUGGCAAAUGGUUUGAUAAUAAAUGUAGUUUCUGUCAAGAGAAAGAAUGGUGUUUUGAUGAAAUGUUGUAAAGGUAGAAAAGUCAAGGGGUCACUUGAAGAUGGUGAAAAAUAUGUCUCAACGGAUUCAAAGACACAAAUCACUGGCUGUAAAUUUAAGGUAUAUGUGCACUCAGUUGGUGGAAAGUGGCGCAUUCGUGUGUAUCCUGGUGAGUUUGGAAUGCAUAACCAUUCCCUGUUUGACGAAGAUCAUCCCACAAGGGGCCUUAGCGAUGGAGUGAAACAGGUUAUACAGGAUAUGUCUAAAGAUGGGUGCAGACCGUGUCAAAUAAUGGUAGCAAUUGAGAGGAAAUUUCCAGAUGAAAAAGUUAAUAGACGGCAAGUCUACAAUUACAGGAAGAAAUUGGGUAGUCAGGGGUUCCCGGUCUUGGGUGACUCGAGUGCCAUGGAUAUCGCGACGAAGACACUAUCGGUGGCGAAGCAUCAUCGUUACAUCAUUAUGAAAGAUUGCAAUCAGGAGACAGGUAGGGUGAAGAGCGCGCACAAGCAGUUAAAAACUUGGCUGGAAACAUCCACUGUGUUGCUAGAUACACUUUGGGCUAAGGUGCACUUAAAAAUUCAGACUCAGCUAACUGAAAUACGGUACAAACUGGAAUACUCAAAACAGAAAAUUGGCACCCAUUAUUGCGGUUUUCCAUUGAACCGCUUGAAGUGUCAAGUUUCACAUACAUGUUUGAAAAAACUGAACGCUGAGUGGUCGAAGGCGCAAGAGUGGAAAGAAGAAACGAAUGACAGAUGUGAUCAUGUGGUUUACUGGACUUGUCGAAUUCCAUGUGCGUUCGCCCUCAAAAAGGCGGCAGAUGCCGGCACAUCGAUUACUCUUAAGCAUAUUCACCCAUUCUGGGCGACCCUUAAUAUCGGUGAACAGGCUGCUACUGGUGGUUCGAGCGAUGUGGAUGUCGAUGUCCUUUAUACCAAACAGUUGAUGGAAGAGCUGAACGAGUGUCCUAAGGCAGUACGACGCAUGGUAAAUAGGGCUCUCUACGAUAUUAUGCAUCUAGACCAGUGUAGCUUCAAACAACCCGAGGAGGUCAAGAGACGGAAGGGGCAGCCGAAGGGGGCUAAAUCAAAGAUAAAAGCGACACCUAAUGUGUGGGAUUACAGGGACGAAACUCAAGGAAAGUCGACCACAGUGACGAGCGAUUCAACUAAGAAGUGCCCCUCGUCUUCAGGUGGUCAUACAGAUGCAUCCAUAGAUAUUUUUGCAAGUGAUAUUUCACAGUAUGGUUGCUACGACCUCAUUCCAUGGCCCAUUUGGACAUAUAUUACCAAUUACCUUGAUGUUGCUGCCAAUGGCAAUUGUGGAUUUCACGUCGUAGUGAGUAACAUGUAUUUGUGCAAGGAAAAGUGGGCGAUGGCGAGAGAGGCAAUUGCGACCGAGCUAGAACAGAAUUGGCAUCUGUACAGGAGAAUUUACGUGUAUACCCACUUUUUAUUUUCUAUGUUAUGA
Molecule: messenger RNA, 1515 nt
Organism: Oldenlandia corymbosa var. corymbosa
Lineage: Eukaryota; Viridiplantae; Streptophyta; Magnoliopsida; Gentianales; Rubiaceae
Source: the annotation of a GenBank genome assembly